Molecule: messenger RNA, 2016 nt
Organism: Tremella mesenterica DSM 1558
Lineage: Eukaryota; Fungi; Basidiomycota; Tremellomycetes; Tremellales; Tremellaceae
Exons: 20
Coding region: 1-2016 (671 amino acids)
Biological process (GO): synaptonemal complex assembly; mitotic sister chromatid cohesion; replication-born double-strand break repair via sister chromatid exchange
Cellular component (GO): cohesin complex; synaptonemal complex
Molecular function (GO): chromatin binding; protein binding
Source: RefSeq, a predicted model, not a curated record
AUGUUCUUCUCAGACGACUUACUCACAAGUAAGAAAGGAUCGCUCAUAGCGACUCUCGGUCCGAGAACAAAGAGGAUCACCCGCAAGCAAUUAUCGAAUAUCGAUCUCACUAGAACAUGUGACCUCAUCGCUCAACCUCCCGAGCCCAUGGCUCUGCGCCUUAGCAGCUGUCUUCUUGUCGGUGUUGCGAGGGUACAUAGUCAGAACUAUGAAGUCUUUUACUCCGACGUGACACAGUUUCACACGGCUUUGAACCGGGCCAUUCUCACGGAUACCACCACCACGGCUUCAGGCGGGACAGGAGGUCUGGACAUUCCUGGCGGGGGAAAGAGCAGGAUCGAGCAGAUCACGUACGCUGGAGUGGAUGUCGCUUGGCAUAGUACCUUCGAUUUCAACUUCUUCGACUUGGAGUGGUGCGUUCCAUCCGGGGGUAAGAAGAGAAGAUCGACGCCCAAACUCUCCUCCCUCGGCACGCAAGAAAGCAAAGAUGUGGAAGAAUCAGGGGAAGAGAGUGAGGAUGACGACGAUGAACCGGAUCCUCCACGAGUGGAUAAACGUCGUAAAGUCACCUCUUCUCCCGGUCUAGGACAGGCUCGUGAUCCUACUCGACUCCGACCAUCGCUAUACGAAGUCCGAUCCAGUCAAAACCUUCUCGCCGAUCUGGAAUUCCCAAUUGGAGAGGAAAUUGACCUGAAUCUCAACUUCGAUGACCCAAGUUUCAGCGCGCCUUCAGGAAGGGGUAUGGUGUUACCCGCUGAUGACGUUGAGAUGGGUCUGGUUGGUGAUCAGCUGAACAUGGAGUUUGGGGAAGAUCUCCAACCCAAUAUGCAUUCUACACCUCCUCCGCAAACGCCCCGACACACCGAUGGUAGUCGGGUAAAAAGUGCACUCAAGGGAAACAACGAAGCCAUUAAUCCCGAUCAAUCGUUAGAGGACAUCGAGCAGGUUCUCGAGGAACGUCCCAAGAAGGCAAAGAUCAUGAGGAAGGUCCGAUUCGACGUGAACUUGGAGCUCGGUCAGGAACAAUUAGAUGCCUGUCGGCGUAACUAUGGGUCGUCCAUGGCGCGAGAGAGGGAGGACCAAAUGCAAAAAGAAGACGAGAGGCGUGACAACAACCUGGCUUUGAUUCUGGCCAACAGUGCGGGUCUCGUACCAAUAUUUUACGAAACAGAAUUACAAGAUUUGUUCAUUAAUAUCGCCAAGGUUGAACGCUUUAAGUGGGAACGAGAUCUCUCUGCCCAAAAGGCGGGCAAGAAGUAUGUUCCUUCCAACGAAAAUCAGGAGAAAGAUCCUGCAGAUGUGUUUGGACCCUAUGGUCAGAUAGGACCGACAACUUUCGAGGAGCCAAGUUAUCAAGAGGUGUAUCACGAUUACGAAGAACCUGUUCAUUCCCGACCUCUUCGACCCCCUAGUCAAGAUUUCGAAGUGGAAGCUGGCAGAAACGUCAGUCAGGGUAGUCAACAAGUCAUUCUUCCAUGGGCGGAUACUUCUUUCAGUGAUGGCGGGAUGCCAUUGGGGGAUACGAGCUUCACCCCUGGAACCAGUAUCCGGAAACUGAGCGUCAUGACGCCUCUCGAACAGCGUAUUCGUCAAGGAUCGAUAGCCAGCGACGCUUCCAAUCCCCGAUACAGACGUUCUUCCUCCGUCUUGGCCGACCGUGGGGUUGAACCCCGAAUGUUGGGUGAGGAUGAUCUGGAGUUGCCUCAAUUGGACCUCGAUGUGGAAGGGCUGGACACUCAGAAGAGUUACUCAGGUUUGCCAGAGGCGUUCAGACCGGAGAUGUUGGCUACUUUGGAGAAACAGUGUCGCGACUUUUUCAGCUUUGUCGAGACUAAGAUGAUCGAAGUCGACUCGGAUCAAAUCACUUUUGGAGAUGUUUCCCCUCGGGGUAUCAAGAAACAUGUCGCAGCGUUGGCUUUCUACAACUGUCUCACUCUUGCCACUAAACACAUCGUCCGUGUGGUGCAAGAAGUCGAUUAUGGCGGUUUUGUCAUCUCCUUCACUGCUCAGGCAUGA